Gopherus evgoodei (Goodes thornscrub tortoise) is the source of this 2844-nucleotide messenger RNA. RefSeq names its product nuclear receptor binding protein 2 (gene NRBP2). Gene Ontology annotation, biological process: intracellular signal transduction; endoplasmic reticulum to Golgi vesicle-mediated transport; protein phosphorylation. The record is from RefSeq and is a predicted model, not a curated record. The coding region runs from base 63 to 1550 and encodes 495 amino acids. Gene Ontology annotation, molecular function: ATP binding; protein serine/threonine kinase activity. Lineage: Eukaryota; Metazoa; Chordata; Testudines; Testudinidae. Gene Ontology annotation, cellular component: endomembrane system; cytoplasm. The transcript has 18 exons.
CCGCGCCGCGCCGCGCGGACUCGAGCCGGGGAAGCGGGGCUGGGAGCCCGCAGCGCUCCGGGAUGUCGGGGGCCGAGGCCGCGCUGCCGGCGGAGAAGGAGGAGGAGAGCGAGGAGGAGAGCGAGGUGCUGGAGGAAAGCCCCUGCGGGCGCUGGCAGAAGCGCCGGGAGCAGGUGAACCAGGGGAACAUGCCUGGAAUUCAGAGCACCUUCCUGGCCAUGGACACGGAGGAGGGCGUAGAGGUGGUGUGGAAUGAGCUGCACUUCACAGACAAGAAGGCCUUCAAGGCCCACGAGGAGAAGAUCAAGACCAUGUUUGAGCAGCUGGUGGUUGUGGAUCACCCCAAUAUUGUGAAGUUACAUAAAUAUUGGCUGGAUGUGAAGGACUCCAAGGCCCGGGUGAUCUUCAUCACAGAAUACGUGUCCUCGGGGAGCCUGAAACAGUUCCUGAAGAAAACCAAGAAAAACCACAAGGCCAUGAACGCUCGGGCCUGGAAGCGCUGGUGCACACAGAUCCUCUCCGCUCUCAGCUUCCUGCAUUCCUGCGAUCCACCCAUCAUCCACGGCAACCUGACAAGUGACACCGUCUUCAUCCAGCACAAUGGCCUCAUAAAGAUCGGCUCAGUCUGGCACAGGGUAUUUGCAAAUGCCAUCCCUGAUGAUCUCCGAAGCCCCAUCAGGAUUGAGAGAGACGAGCAGCGCAAUUUGCAUUUCUUCCCCCCGGAAUAUGGCCAUGUAGCUGACGGGACAGCUGUGGACAUUUUCUCCUUUGGAAUGUGCGCCCUGGAGAUGGCGGUGCUGGAGAUCCAGUCCAAUGGGGACAGCCGAGUCUCAGAGGAGGCGAUUGCUCGGGCGAGGCACUCCUUGGAUGAUCCCAACAUGCGGGACUUCAUUCUGGGGUGCCUGCUCCUCAACCCGGACAAGCGGCCGACAGCCCAUAACCUGCUCUUCCACCAGGUGCUCUUUGAGGUCCACUCCCUCAAACUGCUGGCAGCGCACUGCUUCAUCAACAACCAGUACCUGAUGCCGGAGAACGUGGUGGAGGAGAAUACGAAGGGGCUGGACCUGAACAUGGUGAUGGCGGAGAUCCGGCUAGAGGGGCGGCCCGCAGUGCAGUGGAGAUACUCAGAAGUCUCCUUCCUGGAGCUUGACAAGUUCCUGGAGGAUGUCAGGAAUGGGAUCUAUCCCCUGAUGAACUUUGCUGCCACCAGGCCCCAGCUGCUCCCGCGUGCGCUCUCCCAGCCUCAGGAGGACCCCCAGAAAGCCAAGACGCCCACCCCGGAGCCUUUCGAUGUGGAGACGAGGAAGGUGGUGCAGAUGCAGUGUAGCAUGGAGAUGAAUGAAGAGAAGACCCAGUGGCAUCUCACGCUCUUGCUAACCCUGGAGGACAAGCUGCACCGACAGUUGAGCUACGACCUGCUGCCAACUGACAGUUCCAAGGGCUUGGCCUCAGAGCUGGUGCACUACGGAUUCAUCCAUGAGGAUGACUGUGAAAUGCUGGCCAACUUCUUAGAAAAUGCUUUUCACAAGCACCGGUCUCCUCCCUUGUGAGUCACCCCGAUAAGUUCUGGGCAGACAGGUGCCCCCAAAGGAGGAUGGGAACUGUGCCAGGCCAGAAGGAACUGUAGGGCUCUUGAUCAGGCUUUCCGCUGCAGAGGUGACCUUGCUAUUUGUUCCUGGCUGUAUCUCUACUGUCCAUCCAACCUGUGAUUCAGAAUGAAAAUGGCAAGAAGAGAAAGGACCAGCAAACAUGAGACAUUACCAAGAACCCGCCAAGAAUGUGCUCUCUAGUCUCCACUUCUGAAGGAGGCCAGGGUGAGCGGUGAGGUGGUUUUAGGAGUGGAGGAUCAUGCAGGAAGCUUUUGGUUGGCAGGAUUUUUGAAGAUGCAAGAGCCCACAUUUGGUAAAUUUACCUCUGGGAGCAAGAAACACCUUCCCUGUGGGCACUGGGGGCCAUCACUUUGCUUCCUCAGCUGGAAGUGGUCACAGCAGGAGGUGAAAGAGUGGGGGGAAGUGUAGGUUUGGGAGGAUCUUGAGCAGUUUCCUGUCUGCCAUAUUCCACCCCUUUUCCAGAUCUGAUUCCUCCUGCUCUGCUGGAUUCCCCCAGGGCAAAGGAGCCAUUGCGAUGCCUUAUAAGAACUGGACUCCCUCUGCUAGGCUGAGGAGAGGACAUUGUGAGCUUGACUGAAAGGGCAUGGGAAGAAAUUGCAGGAUUCCAGAACCAUCAGGUGGUUCAUAAAAUAUGGACCAACAGAACCACUACUGGUGCUGAGCACAGCCUCUGUCAUUUCAGUUAGUGAAUUUUUGGAAGGCUAAGAGACAAAGUCCUAGGGAAAAGCCUUGAUGUCUCUUCCCUGUUUCUCCUGUGAAAUGUGGAAUUUCCAUCAUUAGACGGAAGAAUGGGGGCAAAUAUAGCUGCUGAUUUGUCAGGUUCAAGAUUGGUGUAUUAUGCAAAUAGGAAUUGUGUAUCAACUGCUGUGCCAUGCUGCUCUGCCUGCACCUUGCUGCUCUGGGUGUACUGUUCACAGUAUGCCAUAUGAGCCAUACUGCACUGACGGUAUCAUGCUAUGCUGACUUUCUUACACUGUGCCUGAUUCCCUGUCUAGUACUGGCUGUGUAUGCUUUGCCACGCAGCACAGACUUUAUCAUGGUAUGCUAGGUUUGCCAUGCUAAGCUGCUUUGCCAAGAUGUCUUGGCUGUUUAAUUACGUGGGUUUUCCAAGUUGUGCUAACUUUGCAGAUACAGACAUUUCAAUGAAUCAGCUGAAAAGAACAAACCGCAUCACAAAACAUAACUGAGUGACCCACUUGGAGUCUUUGUGGAUUGUUUACUCUCCCCAUUACAC